CAAAAUGAGAAUAUCCAUAAAUGAUUCACAUCUACAUACAUGCCUUGUGUAUAAUGUAUUUAAUCCUGCUUAUUAAUCAGAUGAGCAGAAAUGGGGCGGAUGCAGAAUUGCGGUUAUUCUGCUGUUAUUCUAGUUUCGUUUCUCUCUCUAUUUACAGGCCUUUGUUAUGCAUCAGAGUUUUCCAUUGGGAGAAGAAUCCUUCAAAGCAAGAAACCUUGCCCAGUAAACUUUGAGGUUCAGAAUUAUACAAUUAUCACGAGCCAAUGCAAAGGACCAGAAUACCCUCCGAAGAAAUGCUGUAAUGCGUUUUUAAGGUUUGCUUGUCCGUACGCUGACGCCAUCAACGACAGGGCAACGGAUUGCGCCGACACCAUGUUCGCUUACAUCAACCUCUACGGCAAGUACCCGCCCGGCAUUUUCGCCAGCGAGUGCAUCGGAGAUAAGAACGGCAUAUCAUGCAAGGGCGUGCCGCCGUCUCAGUCGCCCGGUAGCGGCGGCGCUCUUUCACCGUCUUCGCCGCCUCUGCUGCUUGCACCGCCAUUUCUACUGCUGUUUAUGUGCUUUGUCUAGAUGCCUCGAUUUUUUUUUUUAAUAGAAAUUUCUCUAAUUUUUUCUAGGCAGUUGAUAUGUAAGAUAAUCCGUAUUUUUGUUAUUUAUACGGUUCGUUUGACAUAAAAAGAGUUGUAGUUUAAGUAUUUUACACUUAUAGAAUUAUACAAAAGAUCAGAGUUGUAAUUUAAGUAUUUUAUACAAUUAUACCUAUAGAAUUUUAAUUUUUGCUUUUUUCCA
Ipomoea triloba (trilobed morning glory) is the source of this 789-nucleotide messenger RNA. Its product is annotated as GPI-anchored protein LLG1-like. Lineage: Eukaryota; Viridiplantae; Streptophyta; Magnoliopsida; Solanales; Convolvulaceae. The record is from RefSeq and is a predicted model, not a curated record. The transcript is spliced from 3 exons. The coding region runs from base 91 to 570 and encodes 159 amino acids.